This is a messenger RNA of Corythoichthys intestinalis (scribbled pipefish), 3642 nucleotides long. RefSeq names its product eukaryotic translation initiation factor 4eb (gene eif4eb). Gene Ontology annotation, biological process: translational initiation. Bases 124 to 783 code for a protein of 219 amino acids. Gene Ontology annotation, molecular function: translation initiation factor activity; RNA 7-methylguanosine cap binding. Lineage: Eukaryota; Metazoa; Chordata; Actinopteri; Syngnathiformes; Syngnathidae. The transcript has 7 exons. Gene Ontology annotation, cellular component: cytoplasm; eukaryotic translation initiation factor 4F complex. The record is from RefSeq and is a predicted model, not a curated record.
GUCCUGGACUCCUAGUGUCGAGGCAGCCAGCCAGAUGCCGCACAACGCGCAUGUCUGCAGCGAUCGGUCACGCUGCUCCGUCUGCUCCAAUCAACUGUAACUUUCCCAACACAGAUUUGUAAAAUGGCGACUGCCGAACCGGAAACUACUCCAAAUCCAUCCCUGCUAGAAGAGGGUGGAGCUGAAGAGGCAAAAGAGACUAGUCAAGAAAUUGUUAGCCCAGAAGCCUACAUCAAACACCCUCUACAAAACAGAUGGUCGCUCUGGUUCUUCAAGAAUGACAAGAGCAAAACAUGGCAGGCCAACCUGCGACUCAUCUCUAAAUUUGAUACAGUUGAAGAUUUUUGGGCUCUGUACAACCAUAUCCAGUUGUCAAGCAAUCUCAUGUCAGGCUGUGAUUACUCCCUUUUCAAGGAUGGAAUUGAGCCCAUGUGGGAGGAUGAGAGAAACGUACGUGGAGGACGCUGGCUGAUUACACUUAACAAGCAGCAGAGAAGAUUAGACCUGGACCGCUUCUGGUUAGAAACUCUCUUGUGUUUAGUUGGGGAGGCCUUUGAUGACUAUAGUGAUGACGUUUGUGGAGCUGUGGUCAACAUCCGCGCAAAAGGAGAUAAAAUUGCUGUCUGGACAUCAGACUGUCAAAACCGUGAUGCUGUAACACACAUCGGGAGAGUUUACAAGGAGCGGUUGGGGCUCCCCAUGAAGAUGACUAUUGGCUACCAAUCCCACUCUGACACAGCAACUAAAAGUGGCUCAACCACCAAGAACAAAUUUGUUGUUUGAGAAGCACCCAUUGUGCCCCUUUUCAACUUGUCAUAUUUGUUGGUGCAUUUGUUUACUUUACUGCAAAGACUGCGGAAUGCAAUCCAAGGUUACAUGCCAAAUGCUUCCAGAGCCUGCCAAUCACUUAGACCACAGAAAUAUUUUAAUGUCAAAACUUGGACUGAGCACAUUUUAUUAUGCGUAAGAUUAACUGGUAUUAAUGGCAUUGUCAUACACACAAGCCGAGAAUGAAUUCAAAAGUGGCGUUUAGCACACUUUUUUUAUAAAAGCCAAUAGAAUAUCUUUGAAGUAGUGCUGGGCACAUUUUAAUCGUGAUUAAUUGCGUGAGAUUACCUGCGAUUAAUCGCAUAGUCCUACAAUCCGAUAAUGCAUUCAAAAGUGUUUUUUAGCAAACUUCUAAAUGUACUGCAAUGUUAGAGAAAUAUUAUUUCAUAUUGACUCAUGGGGAAUGAGUUCAAAUAAUUAUCUGUGUUAAAUUGGGAGGUAACUGCGAGUUAACUUGCCAGGCUUAGUUAAAACACUAACACCGUUGUUCGCUCGGACAUCGAUGUAAAAUUAACAUUAUUAGUGCACAUUUUUUAGCUACUAUCUCUAAACAAUGCAAGUCAACAAUGACAUUGGGAUGCAAUAUGGAUGUAACUCCGUAGUGGUUUUUAAGUAAAUUGGAUUAUAGUUGAAUAGUUCAGCAAAAUGGAAACUAAUGUGAUCACUAAAAAAGAAACAUGUUCCGUUCAAUGUCUGGUUUUUGCUGGCCAUGUAAACAUAUCCAAUGAGUGCUAUUACUAGAUGUUGCUACUUAGAGUGCUUCAUGAAUACUCUAAGUAAAAAAAUAUAUAUAUACUACCGGUAAUUCCUUUCUUUUUUUUUAAUUGCAGUCAGUCCUGAAAUGCAAAAAUGUAUUUUUUUUGCCAUUUUCUACAGCAUGAGUGGUUUGCUGUAAUUGUCUAAGAAAUUAAACCCUUUAAUUUAUUCUAGCCUGCAUAUUGUUCAAUUAGCAGGGAAGUUUAACUUUUUUGCCCUGACUGUUGCAUGUAACCACGCUUCUUAGUCUCUAUAUUUUAUGACUGAUGUUCUUUUGGGUUAAUAUAAUUAAAACAGGAGUUUUGCAAUCAUUUGCAAUGUCACUCAUUGCAAAUUCAUAGAUUCUUUCAUCUUGAAAUUGUUGUGUAUUAUGGUAUUACCACUAAGAGUUACUGAUUCUUUAACUCUCUUGCAGGUACCGAUAAUUGUUCGGGUUUAUUAGGGAAAUUGGACCCCAUCAUGUAAUGUUCUGAGGAUCAUAAUAGGGUAAAAAAAAAAAUCUGUGUUUUCAAAAAAAAUUUUAAGUUUUAACUCAUUGACUGCCAUGGCGAUAGAUUUCUAAUCUUUUUUGACUGGAAGGGUUGGCAGUGAUCGAAGAAUUGCUGUCAGGGCCGGCCCUGGGCAUAGGUGACUAGACAGUUGCCUAGGGCGCUGUCUAGUGGUGGGGGUGCCAAAUUGCUUUGGAGGGAGAAAAAAAAAUUCACACUACACUUCCAGAACAUUUUCUAACAUAUCAAAUAUAUUUAAAUAGGCUUUAUAUAAAAAUUGUAGCCCUUUUCAUCCUGGAUUGUAUUAGCCACCUGCUAUUUUGUAGCACAUAUGAGGCAGGGAGGAACAGUCCAUUCUAACAGUAUGUAAGCAGAUCCACUUAAAGAAAAAGGACAAAUAAUGGCAGGGGUUUAAAUUCAGUUUCAAUUUAUUCAUACACACAUUCAUAUUUACAAAGUGUACAUCAUAUCACAGUGCUGAUCAAAGGUCAUUCAAACUAAUAGUUUCAAAACAACAUUAUCACAUAACUAAGUAGCAUAACUAGCAAUUGAUAAAACAUCUGGUGCACUAAAUAAUUAGCACGGAGCCUUAAGUUUAAAUGUUAUUUACAUCUGUAGUACUGCAAUGCAUGGUGGAAGGCAUGAGGCACGUUGUACGACAACAGUGUUGAUAGCAGGUGGCAGCAGAGAUGGCCUGUCUCUCCCAAGGGAAGUGAGGGAUUAAGUUGAUCAGUGAUGACCAAAUGAAGCUCCUUUGAAUGAAUCUUUGCAGCCAAUUGAUUCAAAGCUUCACGAUGGUUCAUUUUCUCAAUGGAAAACUGGUCAUGAAGCCCAAGAGGCAAACAGUGAUGAGAAUUCUUUGGCUAUUUCAGAAAAUGAUAUGAAUGUGCUUGUGUUACUGUAUGAACAGAGUGCAACAAGUUCGACAAGGGUAAUUUGCUAUUCAUUUAUAUUGAGAAACAAUAGCAAGAAAGCUCGCCCGUCUCAUCAGACCAUAAGACAUGGUUCCAGUAAUCCACGUGCUUUGUUGACAUGUCUUCAGCAAACUGUUUGGGGCUUUCUUGUGUACCAUCUUCAGAAGAGGCUUCCUCCUGGGGUGACAGCCAUGCACACCAAUUUGAUGUAGAGUGCGGUGUAUGGUUUGAGCACUAACAGGCUGACCCCACCAUCUCUUCAAUCUCUGCAGCAAUGCUGACAACACUCCUGUAACGAGUCACAUGACAUUUUGGAGAGAAAACGACAAGGAGUAUUCAAUUUGGACAUUUAGGGAUGGACGUAGUUUCUAAGGAGUGUACUCACAUUUGUUGCCAGGGGUUUAGAUAUUAAUGGUUAUAUUUUGAGUUAUUUUGAGGGGAAAAUAAAUUAACUCUAUUAUAUAAGCUGCACACAGACUACUUUUCAUUGUGUCAAAGUGUCAUUUUGUUAGUGUUGUCCCAUGAAAAGAUAUACUUAAAUGUCUGCGGAAAUGCGAGGGGUGUACUCACUUUUGUGAUACAUUAUGUAUAAAACAUAUUUACAUGACUGGAGCAAACAUUAAAGAACAAUGUCUAGCAAUGAGAAAAAAAAAUCA